Frankliniella occidentalis (western flower thrips) is the source of this 5303-nucleotide messenger RNA. RefSeq names its product serine/arginine repetitive matrix protein 2 (gene Srrm234). Gene Ontology annotation, molecular function: mRNA binding. The record is from RefSeq and is a predicted model, not a curated record. Lineage: Eukaryota; Metazoa; Arthropoda; Insecta; Thysanoptera; Thripidae. Bases 361 to 3762 code for a protein of 1133 amino acids. The transcript is spliced from 10 exons.
CCACGGCGAUGAGGCGCUUGACGUCGCCAGGCGCCGCGAGGCGCCGCGGCCUUGGCGCCCUCCCCCGCGCGUCGGUAAUGGCGGCCGGACCGCUCGGCCUGCCCUCCGCCAGCCAGAUGUGAUCGCGAGCCGUCUCAAAAUCACAAAUGUCUUCCACUUAGCCUUUAAGCAGUUACUUGUAACCAAGUCUUCCAUAGCGCGCUAAGUCUAGUUUUAAGUAUUCUACUCGUCUACCAAAGUUUUGUGAUAUUUCCCUCCGGCUUCCAAUCGCUAUUGACUUUGCGACGUUUCGUUGGAGUUUCGCGGCAUUGAGUCCGCAUCAUCACGUCGGCAAGUUCACGACCUCGGACGCGGAGGGCAAUGUUCUCCCGGGAGUUCAAUGGCGCCCUGGCCGAGGCCGGGGAGCGCGAGUUUACCGAGGGCGAUCGUUUCCUCUUCGAACGCAUGUGGCGGAGUUCGUUCCUUCGCCACGGCACGGACCCGGGCCAUGGGCAUGAGAUCGUCCACGGCCCCGGCCACCACGGCCCUGUUUACACCCUGGACGGCUACCGCUACUUCACUCACGCCCACCCCCACGUCGCGGCGUCUCCCGCCACCCCCACCCCCGCCCACGGCCAUUGCUGCUGCACCUGCGGCGGCGCCGGCCUCGGCGGCCAGGCCGACGGCGGAAAGCUCCAGAUAUGUGUGGUGCGCCCGAAGGCGCACAGUGUGAGGCACGGCCUCAGGCACCGCUCCAAACACAUGCGAUCUGUUGUGAGUGUUCGCGAGACUCACGAGAUUGCGGAGGCCCAGCAAGAGAAGAACGCCAAACUGAGAGACGCCUUUGGUAUUUCCGAGUAUUUCGUUGAGGGAAGCAGCCUGGAUCCGGAGCGACAAGCCAGAGAGAAGGCAGCUCGAGAAGCUGCCAAGGAAGCUGCCAAAGAAGCAGCGAAGGAGGCUGCUGCUGCUGCAGCUGCAGCAGAUCCUAAGAAAUACCAGCUGGUCAGAACACCAAGUCCUGAAGUAGAAAAACCUGCAAAGAAGCGGAAGAGGAAAAAUAGGGAAAGCUCAUCAAGUCCUGAGCCCAAGAAGAAGAAGAAGUCCAAAAAGCAUAAGAAAGAUAGCAGGUCAGAGUCACCUAAACGGAAGAAAAAGGAAAAGAAGAGGAGUAAAGAUGACAGCAAGAAAAAGAAGAAGAAAAAGCACCACUCGGAAAGUGAAGACUCAAGUGAUUCAAGUGAUGAUUCAGAUGCCUCAGCUUCAUCAGAGGAUUUGAAGAAAAGAGAAAAGAAGGAAAAGAAGAAAUCAAAGGAAAAGAAGAAGUCAAGCAAACAUGAGAAGAAACGGGAAUCGAGGAAAAAACAUCAAGCGUCAUCAGAUGAUGAUUCCGAUGAGGAUAGAGAACAUCGAACCAAGAAACCAAAAUCCGAUGACGCAUCCCGUAAGAAGGAUAAAAAAGAAGACAAGAAAUCUGGAAAGCCUGAUGAUAGCAGAAAGAAAUUUGAUGAUGAAUAUAUCAAGGAACACGAAAGGCGAAAUGACAGUCGUUCAAAGCGGAAACAAGAGGACCAUCGUGAUGAGAGCAGAGAUGACAGUCGCAUGAGGCAAGGCAUGAGACAAGACGACAAACACAAGCGUAGCAAGAAGAACUUUGAAAUUAUUACCGAUGACAAAGAAAAGAAGACAAGGAAGUACUCUAGGAGUCCUAGUGAGAUACGGAGUGAUCUAAAACAACGGACAGAAUCUAAAGACAGAAAGAAAGUACAGGAAGACGACAGAUCGCGGGAAAGAGAACACGACAGGAGAAAAAAAGCAAGGGAGGACUCUGACACAGAAAGAGACCGGGAUAAAAAGCGACCCAAGAGGCGAGGAAGGCCGGACAGCUCUUCGGACGACGACAGCAGCUCGGACGAUGAGGACAAAGCCAAGAAAAGCAAAUCUAAAGACAAACGGCCGGAAAGGGAGCCGAGGAUGAAGGAGAUCAGGAGGAGUCGGACUCCGCCGCCGCUUGACACACGGCGGGAAGCGCCUCGACGUCCUUCCCCCAGGCGCUCGCCGCCCAGGAGGUCGCCUGCCCGACGCCCAUCGCCACGUCGCCCGUCUCCGAAGAGGCCGUCGAGGCGGUCACCCGUCCACCGUUCGUUGUCUAGGAGGAGGUCGCCCGCCCGCAGGUCACCGAGAAGAUCCUCUCCACGCCGGUCACCGCGUCGCUCCCCGCCCAGACGAUCGCCCCGUCGGGACCGUGAACGCUCUCCCCGUCGCUCGCGCUCACGGAACAGGCAGUUCAGGAGGCAGUCGCGAAGCCGCAGCCGUAGCGGGAGUCGCUCUAGGGACAGGAGGGCCCCCACGGGUGCUGUCCGCGCCCGCGGCAGGAGCUCUUCGCGCAGCCUGAGCUACUCCCCUGUCAGGAAGUUCCCCGAGCGCUACCGAGACAUCCUUGAAUCCAAGGACAAGAAGGGCCAGCAGGUGAACCCCAAGGUGGUGCCUCGCGUCAACUUGCGGGACUCGGACUCUGGCAGCGACUCUGACUCGGGCCGCUCGGACGUCGGCAUCGGGGCGAGGGUGCAAAACGACAAGGAUCUCCAGGCGCUCAGUAUCCUCAAGUCAGGUCUUGCCGCCAAGGCCAAGGAGGCCAUGGAGAGAAAGAUGCCUAAACCUGCUGGGGCACCUCAGCCGUCCAGGCCUGAUUCCCCCGGCAAGAAGGAGAGGGUGGAGAGAAUACUGGCGGCUGUGGGAGGCGCUGGACCCAGUGGCGUACCUGUCUCGGAAAUCUCUCUUCCCGAGAAGCCUCAGCCCAUGUUCCCCGAGAAGCCGGUGGCACCACCACCUGUGAGAGUAAAGGUAGAGAAACCAGAAACUCCAGCUAAACCCGCCUACGUCGCCCAGACCACCCAGGAGGAGGAGAAGCCGUCUCUAACCGUUCAGUUGCCCAAGACGAAGCCCUUCCAACUCAAGGACACCAAGAAGUUGACUCUGUUCGGUCCAACCAAGAGCCUUUCGUCCAAGAGCCCAGAGACGGUAGCCCGGGCCCCGGCGGUGGCGGCAGCGCCUGCGUCGUCGGUGUCUCCCAAAGGGGCUAAGGGGCCCAAGGCGUCGCUAUCUCCCAAAGGGGCGAGGGGGUCCAAGGCGGCUGCUAACGCCAGCGCCCCUGGCCUCGGCGCCCCUACGGCGCCUCCAGCGCUGCCCACCACCAACGGAGCACCUCCAGGGGGACCAAGAAUGGCGGCUAACCGCUCCAAGCGGUCCUCGUCGAGUAGCAGUGAGCGCAAGUCUAGGAGCAGCUCCGAGUCCUCCUCAGCAUCGUCAGGAAAGUCACGUAGCCGAAGCGGUUCUUCGUCUUCCAGUAGCAAAUCACGCUCACGAUCGCGCAGUGCGUCCCGUUCGUCAAAGUCUCGAUCUCCCUCUGCUAAGUCAACCUCGAGGUCUGCUAGUAGGAGAUCUCGGACGGGCAGCAGAUCCCACUCGAGAAGCCAUUCAAGAUCCCAUAGUAGGCACUCUUCAAGCAGCAGGAGCCGCAGUCGCAGCAGGAGCGGGAGUAGUCACAGUAGUCGUCCCAGUGCAAGAAGAAACGGUGCUGCUGCAAGAACUUCUCGUUCACCAUCCAUCCCUAGACGUCAUGGUUCACCAAGUUUCUUAGAUCGACGACGUAUUACAAGUGCUCGCAAACGCCCAAUACCAUAUCAACGAUCAAGUCCUCUAGGAAGUGACAAUGGUUCAGAUGAUGAUAGUGAUAGCAGUGGUUCAAGGUGGUCAGGAGGAAGUCGAAAUGGAAGCCAGCGCUAGAGUGUAAUUUUGGAGUAUGAUAUGUUUUUCUUCAAAUGCUCAUGGUCAGCUGACAGCUGAAUAAUUGUACCUCAAAGAGAUAUAUCAUCUUAAAUUUAUCAGGUAGGAAAUAUAAGUACAAAUCAGAGUCUUCAUAUCUUUUGUUUGGCUGGCAAUGAAUCCAGCAUCAUGACUUAACAACUGUGAAACAGUCUUUCGCUAGAAUAGUUAAAAUCCAUGGACAGUAGUUUUCUUCCAAGUUUUACAUUUCUUCAUACGUAUUGUCUUCUGUAAGAAAAAUGCAGUUAAUAAUAUUGUAUCCUAGCAAGAUGCUGAGGUUUGGUAGCCAUGUGACAGAAGUGUCGUCAAAAUCCCAUGUUGAGUAUUUCUGAAUUAAUAUUUGUUUCCAAUGAAAACAGUUUCAACUGAGGAAGUCAACUAUGUCUGACAUAAAAUACCUUUUCAGCAAUAUUGAAAGCAGUCAUUUUAGUCUUGAGUGCAUUGAAAUAGAAGAAAUUUCCUUAUUGAUUUGUACAUUGUAUAAUGAUGAGGGUCCAAACCAACGAUACUCCUGAGUUAAGAAAAUUUAUUAGGGGUUGUGUGUACUAUCAGCGAGAGUAGAAUUGAGUCCCCCUUACGUUGAUAUUCUAAGCAGAAAGGGUUCCUUUUUUUCUGCGGUGAUAGUACCAACAAAUAUUUCGUAUUUUGAUCCUGACUGGUAAUGUUUGAAUAAGACGUGUAAAUAAGAGACUGUCAGGAUUUUUGAAGUCGUCUUCAGUAAUGUAAAAGAACUCAUUAUGAUGUAAGCCUUUAAUAGCAUACAAUAUACGUGUUCAGUAUAUAGAUAGUUACCAAAUUUCUUUUUUGUUGUUACAAGAUUUUUGUCCAUUGUAUAAUGACAAACUUCUGUUUUUAGACUAUGCCAAUUGCAGCUUAAGAAUUUUAUUUGGCUAUAUUUAUGCUGUUCAGAAGAGAUGAGGAUGAGAUUUAGGCUGUGUUGUUUGAAUAUGUAAAACUUAAUUGUGUCAGUUUUAACAGUGAGCUCAAAUGGAAUCUUCGUCUUGUGAGUUUGACCACUUUAAGAUGUGACAUUAGGUUCAAUUCCCGUAAUUAUAAGGGUUGUUUGUUUCAUUUUUAUCUUGUAAAAGAGCACAUUGUAGCUUACCAGGCAGCUUCAGAUCGUGUUACAUUUAUCUAGUCAUAUAAGUCAAAUAACUUCAAAGUUUUGUUUCACUUUGUUUGAAAGUAAAAUUUUGCUGUGUGCAUUUAUCUAGUCACUUCAUAGAAUAAUUAUUUACUGAUGUAUUACUGUUUUGUUAUUGUGUUCUAGUCUUUAAAUGUGAUACUUUGCCUUUUAUCAAUUUCUUAGAACUAAGUAUUUAUUUUGAUUUUAAUUUUGUCACAAAAUUAAUUCUUACACAAACUGAUUUGGUGACAAUACAAGUAGAAAAUGUAGCUGAUUUGUGAUUGAAAAAGUUAAUAGUCAAGGCAAAUUUAGUUUGAGUUUUAUUGACCCUGAAAUUUUAUGUGCAAAGGAACACCAAUAAAAGCACACAUACAUA